This is a messenger RNA of Ascochyta rabiei, 588 nucleotides long. RefSeq names its product peptide transporter ptr2. Gene Ontology annotation, biological process: transmembrane transport. NCBI's taxonomy places the organism in Eukaryota, Fungi, Ascomycota, Dothideomycetes, Pleosporales, Didymellaceae. Gene Ontology annotation, cellular component: plasma membrane; fungal-type vacuole. The transcript has 4 exons. The record is from RefSeq and is a predicted model, not a curated record. Gene Ontology annotation, molecular function: dipeptide transmembrane transporter activity; tripeptide transmembrane transporter activity. The coding region runs from base 1 to 588 and encodes 195 amino acids.
AUGUAUGCCGUCGGACUUACCAUUCUUCUGAUAACGUCUCUCCCGCCCUUGCUGAGGCAAGGCUCCGGACUUCCCGGUCUGAUAGUCGCCCUAAUUAUAAUCAGUCUUGGUGUCGGAGGUGUCAAGUCCACGUUGCCGCCAUUCCUAGCGGACCAAUGCCAUGCGUCCAAGACUAGAAUCAGCAUCUCCAAGACAGGAGAGCGAGUCAUUGUUGACCGAGAGGCAACCGUCGAGUAUGCUUUCAACGUCUACUACUGGUGUGUGAAUAUCGGUGGCCAAGCCAUUGUUGCAUCAACAUUGCUCGAAAAGAACAUUGGUUUCUGGGUCGCGUUUCUGAUAUGCACGUGCGCCAUCUUCCUUGGCCUCACUCUGCUCUUCCUGGGCCGAAAGCAUUAUGUCAAUCUUCCUCCAGACGGCAGCGUUCUCCCAUCGGCAUGGAAAGUCAUCUGCAUUGCCGUCAGACACGGGUUCCGGCUAGACGCCGCCAGACCUAAAAAGGUGGCCGAGGAUACUGGCAAGACAGUAAAGUGGCGUGACAGCUUCAUCGAGGAGAUGAAAAAAGCGUUGGUCGCCGCGCGCAUUGGGUGA